CUACAUAUGUGUGUGUGUGUGUAUGGAUGUACAUGUACAUACAGCAGCAGAGAUUUAUACAAAACGACAAACAACUAGAACAAAGGAUUAGAAAAUGCAUCCUGUUCGAUUUAAUGGUUAAAUACAGUAAAAUCAAAUUGCCCAUCGAGUGCAACUAAAGAAAAGCAAUAACAACAGCAACCACAACAACAUUGACGACGGCAUCAUCAACUGGAGAUUCGCGUCAAGAUGUCGCGCUGGGGCAAAAAUAUAGUUGUCCCCUUGGACUCGCUGUGCAAGGAAAAGGAGAACACAAAUCGGCCGACUGUGGCCCGUUCUGUUGGCACGGUGGGCAAAUGGGGCAAAAUGGGUUUCACCUCAACCCGUACGUAUACACUAUCCGCCCUCCAUCCAAUGGCUGCUGCUGCAGCAGCUGCCGCAGCUGCUGCAAGUCCUGCCCAGAGUCCAGCCUCUACUGGGGGCAGUGGACAUGACCAACAUGAUCCGAAUGAUUUAUCGGUUUCGGUGCCAGAGCCACCGAAGCCCAAAAAAUUCUUCAAAUCGCGAAAUGCCGCUCCGGAGGUAAUUGCCCAGAUCAUACAACAAUUGCCACAUUGUGGCACCGGAGCGGGCUCCUCGCCUAUGCGAGGUGAACAAAUAGCCACAACACCAACAAGAUCAUCAGCGGGAGCGGCGACAAGGAUAUCCGGUGGCCAGGAUCAGACGCCGAAAUCGAAGGCGUCUAAAGGUGGUGCAGCAGCCCAUUCCGCAGAGCGGAAACGCAAGUCGCCCAAAAAGAAGAUGAACCAAGGAGGACAAGCGACGACAAAUGCCUCGACUACAUUGCCAGGAGCAUUGGGAGAAGCAGAUCAAGAGCCGAGUCGUCUGGAUGAGCAGCAAGAGGUGGUUACCAGCUCAUCAUCAAAGAAAACAAAAAAACCGAAAGAGGAGAAGAAACUCAAACCGGAGGCACCACCUUCACGUAUAUUGGGGCGUGCCCGCAAAGCGGUUAACUAUUGCGAAGUGGAGGAGGAUGAGCGUUAUCCCACGCCCACUAAAGACCUGAUCAUUCCCAAGGCCGAUGCGAGUCCUGACGAAGCAUUGCCGCCACCUCCACCGCCAACCACAUCAUCGGUGGGCAGUUCCAGUGGCAAUGCUGCAGCGCCACUAUCAACAAAUGCCGCAACAGCAGCAGCAGGUGGUGCUAGUGGUGGUGGUGCCUCGACACCAACUGGCAUGGUCGGCUCAUCGCGUACACCAGAACAUCCGCCAAUUGUUUUACGUAUUUCCAAGGGAACAUCGCGCUUAGUCAGUAGUGACAGUGACGAGGAGGAGGACGAGGACGAGCACCAUCAACACCAUCAGGAAGAGGACGACGAGCAAAGGAAAUCCUUGGACGAUAAUGGUGAUAGUGUUGUCAAAGCAGACGGAAAAGUUCCUUUAAAUACGCCAAAAAUCACAGUAAAACCCCUGAGACCGCCCACUGAAGCUGGAGCAACAGAGGCAAGCGAAGCAACAUCAGCAGCUGCUUCUGGAGAUUUACUAGAUCAUCAGUCGAAGGCGGCAACGACGGCAGCAUCAGCAGCAGCGGAAACAAUCGAAGAUCAAAAGAAAAAGUACGACGAGGCAGCUGACGAGGAGGAGGAAGAAGAAGAGGAGGAGGAGGAUGAAGAAGAACCACCAGAGAUCAAUUAUUGUACAGUGAAAAUCUCACCCGAUAAACCGCCCAAAGAGCGUUUAAAACUAAUCAUUAAAACGGAUGUCAUCCGCAAUGCCAUAGCCAAGGCUGCAGCAGCCAAAGCCAAAGCAGCGGGCGAGGAUACGCCGCGCAGUGAAAAGAAAUCCAAAAGUAAAAAGCACAAACAUCUAAAGCACAAUCUAGUAGUAGGAGGAUCAGGAGCAGUAACAACAACAAUAACAGCCGAAUCAACACAAGCGGAAUUUAAGACACCUUCACCGCAUUUGGCAUUAAGUGAACCAGCAGCUCCUCCACCACUACCAACUUCUGUACUACCCCUACGUGGCUCAGUCAUCUCACCGACAACACGUUCUGAUCACGAUUUCGAUUCACAAUCUUCGGUCUUGGGUAGCAUAUCGUCGAAAGGGAAUAGUACACCCCAGCCGUUGGCUCAGGCUGUCCAGGAGGAUAGGUGUGUGAUUCGAAGUCGUGGUUCUAGUGUCAUAACGAGUGAUUUGGAGACUAGCCAGCAUUCAUCAUUGGUGGCACCACCAUCAGAUAUUGAAUCGCGCUUGGAAUCAAUGAUGGACGGCGCUGGUGGUAUAGCCACGGGCACAGGAAUGAUGGCCGAUGAGUCGGCAGUUCCAUUGCAAGGCGAUAUAUUGGCUGUGCUUAGAGGAGAAAUAAUGCCUCCAAAACUAAAUGGUGUAGCUAACAAGGAUAUUGACAGGGAGACUGGGCAAGGGAAGGAGGGCGGUUCAACGGCGGUGCAGGAGGAAGAGGAGCAGCAGCCACCGAAAAGGUCACUAAGAGGAAGGGGCAAAAAGGCCACAACCACAAAUGCCGCGCCGGCGCCUCCUGUAGCAGCUACAGAAAGUCGUACACGGGGUAGAACCAAAGCAGCUGCUACAGCUGCUACAACUACUGCAGUUACCCCAACGUCGACAUCUUCCUCACCUCCAGCACCAGCAACCAAUAAACGUUCCACACGUGGCCGAGUGGCCAAGAAACAACAGCAGCAACAACAACAACAGCAUCAAACUACGGAAAUGGAAAUUGAUGAAAUUCCACCGAUACCCACAGCAACAGAAAUAGAAGAGCCUCCUCCCAUUAUACGUGGACGUGGUCGACGAGCGAAUAAUAACAAUUCGGCUAGCAUAAAUAAUAAUAUCAACAAAAUAGCAGCCAAUUUAUCGGCCAAGGCCGAGGCAAGUCGAUUAAACGAAACGGAAACGAAGGGAAAUGGCGACACAGACGGCGGCGGUGGUGGCAGCGGAGGAGCGGGGAAUGCAAAUGAUUGCCCGCAAACUAAUCUGCGUAGCUAUGGUGGAAGGAAACGUAAAAAUCAGCAAGUAACUCAAGUGCUGCAACCUGAAGAUGAACAGCAACAGCAGCAGCAGCUGGACCAACAGCUGGAAGAGGAGGAGGCGCCGCCUCCAAGUAAAAUAUUACAUAAGGAUAAUGAUGUAGGCGGCAAGGGGCAGGAGAUAACUACAGAAGCAGAUGAGGACGAUGAAGACGACGAUGAUCUAUUGUCAAAUAAUUCCUCAAUGCUGCAACAUGAUGAGGGCUCAUCAUCGUUACCAGCUAUAAGGGAUUAUAAAUUUAAGGAUAAAUUUAAGCGUACCUUGACCCUAGACACACAAGUGGCUGGCGGCAAUAAGCCACUAGACCAGCAGCAGCAACAACAACAAGAUGAUCAGCAGGCAAUAGCAACGGAGAAUGAGCAAGAAACCGAAACGACGCCAACAAUAUCGGUGGCAGCGGCGGCGGCGUCAGCGGCUGCAUCUACGGCGGCAGCAGCUGAUUCAACCGCCGAAACACGAGGAUCUGUUAAACUGGUCAUAUCGAAGAAGAAGGGCAGUAUCUUCAAGAGUCGAGCCCUGGGACCAUCUGAUCAAGAAGCUUCAGCUGCCUCCAAGCGUCACCUCUACAAGCAUAGUUGGGAUGCCGCUCUGGAGGCAAAUGGUAGCGGUGGAACAGGCAGUGAUGCCAGCAAUACCUCGGCACAUGUUAAGGGCGAUAGUCUACUGCACAUGGGUGGCGGCAGUAAAUCCCUGGGCGAAGCCGAUGAUAGCUGCUCCUCUUCCAUAAACAACAAUAGUUCUACCAGUUCGGCGUUACGUGGUGGCGCUGAUAGUCCAGCCUUAGCCUUAAGUAAACACAAUUCACCUGCUGGUACAGCAUCGGGUGUCGGUGGUACAGGAACCGGUGCCAGCAGUGCCAUUAAUGCCAGCUCUUCCUCUUUAGCCAGGCAAAUGAAGCACCAGCAGCAGUUAGCACCAAAUGCCAAUGCCAUUUCAAACUCCAUGGGUCAAGCAUUGGGCCAAAAUCCAUUUGAUUUAGAUCUCGAGCCCGGUGGCGGUGGCGGCGGCGGCACAAACUCCUCAUCAAUGGCCAAUGAAGAAUCCUCUAGUCGUGUCGAUCGCAGCAAGACGAAGGAAUAUUAUACUGUGGUCCGUAAUGUGAAGACUGCCCAUCAGAUUCAAGAGAUUGGUGAAUACCAAGAGAUGGAUGAUGAUGUGGAAUAUAUAUUGGAUGCCCUGCAACCCCAUAAUCCUCCGCCCACACGUUGCCUUUCCGCAUUGCAAUUGGCCACCAAAUGCAUGACUCCCGCCUUUCGUAUGCAUGUCCGGGCCCAUGGUGUGGUCACGAAAUUCUUCAAGGCCUUGUCCGAUGCGAAUAAGGAUUUAAGUUUAGGCCUUUGCACAUCGGCCAUUAUGUAUAUAUUAUCACAAGAGGGACUCAAUAUGGAUUUAGAUCGUGAUUCAUUGGAGUUAAUGAUCAAUCUUCUCGAAGCCGAAGGUAUUGGCGCUCCCUCAGAGCGUGCGAAUUAUGAGCGCAAUAAACAGAAAGUCCGCGAAUUGUGCGAAGAGAUUAAAGCCCAGGGCAAGGGCACGCAUUUGAAUGUUGAAUCCAUAACAGUGGGCACAUUGGCAAUGGAAACAUUACUAUCCCUGACCUCCAAACGCGCGGGCGAAUGGUUCAAAGAGGAUUUACGCAAAUUGGGUGGCCUCGAGCAUAUAAUUAAGACAAUCUCACAUUUCUGUCAGCCGAUCAUUGGUGGUGAUGUGAUCGGUGAGGAUAUCGAAUGGAAUUCCUCGCUGUUGGACAACAUGCAAACGGUGGCCCGUUGUUUGCGUGUCCUGGAGAAUGUUACCCAGCAUAAUGAGGCCAAUCAACGUUAUAUGCUGACCUUUGACAAGGGCAAAGCCGUCAAUACGCUGUGUCAACUGUAUAAGCUCUGUGAUGGACAACUAAUCUGUCAUCCCUCGAAUGGUAGCAAUAGCAAAGAGCAUCCGGGUGUGGCCAUGCGAGAGUUACUCAUACCAGUUAUGAAGGUACUAAUCAAUUUGACGCACACCUUCAAUGAGUCGCAACCAUCGCUGGGCGCCGAAUUGUUAGGAAAACGCAGCGAUGUGAUUGAAACUAGCUUCCAUUUGCUUCUAUUGGCCUCCAAUUAUAUACCCGAACGAUGCAUUUUCGAGCUGAGCAUUUUGGUUUUAACUCUACUGAUCAAUUUGUGUAUGCACACACUGCCAAAUCGGGGCAUAUUGAUGCAGGCUCAGGCUCCUGUUGACUAUAUAGCCGACAAUCCUCCGGCAGGCAAUAAGCCAGUGACUGCUCUACAAGCUCUUCUCGAGUAUUUCUACAAAUGUGAAGAGCUAGCCAGGUUGGUGGAGAAAAAUACAGAUGCAUUUUUGGAGAACAAUGAGAAGAGCAAAAAAAAGCAAGAGGAGGUCGAAGAGACAGUUAACAAUUUACUCCAACGCGCUGGUCACCAUAUGGAGCACACACUGAAGGGCAGCUAUGCGGCUAUAUUGAUUGGCAAUCUAAUAGCUGAUAAUGAGCAGCACGAGGCAAUCGUCCGGAGACAAUUGCGGGGUAAUAGUUUCAAGGAGAUUGUCAAUGUGCUAGAGAAAUAUCAUACCUUUAUGAAUCUAACAUCGAGUUUGGAGGCUGCCUUUGUGGCUCAUAUGAAAUCGACAAAAAGGAUUAUUGACAAUUUCAAAAAGCGUGACUAUAUAUUUGAGCAUUCCUCUGAUGAGCAUGCCUUGCCACUCAAUCUGGAGACGACGACGACAACAACAAUAUCAUCAAUAACUGCAGCAACAGGAUCAGCAGGCGGAUCUGUUGGAGGAAUCGGUGUUGGAUCGGAAAAGGAAGGACAUAUCUCACCCACAGCCGCCUCAACGAAGCCACGUGUCUAUAAGACCUACAGCAGUCAUAGAUAAUUCCCAGACAAAAACAGGACAAGAAGUCCUUUAACUAGGAGAGAGAGAGGAGGGAGAGAGUUGGAAGUACAAUGUACGAAAUGUAGUUAGAAUGAAAGAGACUAAGUGUAAGAAAGCGAAUGAGAAAACAAAGAAGAGGAAGGAAAAAAAAAAGAAAGAAGCCUGCCACCAAAAUAUUUGAAUUC
This is a messenger RNA of Drosophila willistoni, 6077 nucleotides long. RefSeq names its product protein wings apart-like (gene wapl). The record is from RefSeq and is a predicted model, not a curated record. The coding region runs from base 229 to 5892 and encodes 1887 amino acids. The transcript has 7 exons. Gene Ontology annotation, biological process: regulation of chromosome condensation. Lineage: Eukaryota; Metazoa; Arthropoda; Insecta; Diptera; Drosophilidae.